UUCUCAAUAUGCAUCAUAUUAUUGGAGCUCGUCCGCGCGUCUCUGGCAAUUCAAUUCUCUCCCGUAUCUGGCAAUGUCACCAAGUACUUGAUUCAGCUCAUUAGUGCAGGAGGCACUUCCAAAGUUAUUAUAAAAUACUCGAAUGAUUAUCCAAAGAGCAAUUCUCCAUAUUUUCCAAAAAUGUCAAUCGAAACUAGAAAACGUAAUGCGCCCACCCUACCAGCAGAGAUAGCCACAGUUAAUCUCGGGAACUGUCUCGUAAAUCUUCCUGCAUCUCUUUGUUCGUUGCUAGCAAAUGUGAAUACGCUUGCUCAAAAUGUCAUCGUAGAGUUGAGUUAUCGGCCGCGCUCCCAAAUAUCGAACGCUCCAAGCGAUACUUCAACCCUUAAGUCCAUAUACGUGGGCUGGACGGGAAUGCAGAGUAAACGGAAACUUGCAUCCAUCAUCGACAAGGAUGGGAUAAACGUAACAAGAGGAAGCAUCCGAGAAAAAGAGCCCGAUGUUUCAAUCAUCGAAAUCGAUUCUAUUUUUGCGCGCACGAUCGAUAUUCUAGCUGGACAGAAAGUCACUGCUAGCCUCCAUCUAGAUCCCCCCACUGCACAUACAGUUAAUAUUGAACCCAUGUCGCCUGAAGAUUGGGAAAUAAUAGAGCUCCACGCCACAUACUUAGAGAUUAAUUUAGUAUCUCAAAUACGAGCGCUUCCAAAUCCGAAUUACAUUCCAUUAAAUGGCCAAAAGUCACAAUCCUAUCCUCUAACGCUUAAGCUAUCCCCUACAUCAUCGGCUACAAUAAUUGUGACAUCUAUCGCUCCAGAACAGCCCUCUAAUUCUCCUUUUGCAAAAUUGGAUCCAGAUGCAGAGGUAAUUGUAGCGCCUAAGACUAAAUCGAGACUACUGCGCUCGCAUGGUGAAAAUCGAAGUGUUACAUCAAGAAGUGCUAGUGAUAGACGAAAGAUCAUUCGCGAAGAAUCUCGAUCCGACUUAUACUUUAGGGGUAUCGAUAGAAGUCUUUGUGAACACCGAUUCAAUAACGCCAAAGAUAUCGAUUUAGAUGGAUUGAAGGUCUGGAUCGAUCGGGAUUUACUUUUAUCAAAAGCUUUCAAAGGCGUCACUUAUGUGUUAGUUAUGGUACUGAGGCCACUAAGCAUCCAACCACUUAUCGAUACCCAAAAGUCACAAGAAGAAAUUGAAAACUUAGGUUCUGCUGGUCCGAUAGCUUCUAAAGUUGUCGCUCGUCUAAUGCCAUGGGAUGACCCACCAGAUAGUGAACAUGUUGCAUUCUCGAGGUUACUUUGUACUUCUCUAAUGUUCGAAGGGAUAGUGGGAGGAAUCGUGAGGCUAGAGCCUGCUCCCCAGCAAUUGUUAAAGACUGCUAUACCAAUCUUAGCUCCGCUCGAUCAAUCAACGCCAAAAAUAGCAUCUGGUGUAAUCAAAAUAUACCCAUUUUCUGCCAAAACUAGCACAGUUACAGAGGGCUUAAAGUUCGGUGGAGACUCCAAGGCAGAAAAAGAAGAGUUAGCUAGGCGUAUACUAAAAAUAUUUGGCAAUCAAAGACAAGGUACCGAGUCACUCUUUGAAGGUCCUUUAACAGAUGGGCUUAUAAUCGGUGAGAAUCCAAAGUAUGCUCAAUCAUUUGAAUGGAAGGGCGGUAUCCUUAGAUUUGAUCAUUCAUCAGAUUCCGGGAAGCAGUCUUGCCAUUGGUUUCUUGGAUCUGAACGUAACUUUAAAGUUGAAGUUCAACCUGCCAUUGUUCGUCCAGCAUCUACAUUUACAUCGAACACUGUAUAUGGUUCCUUCAUACCAGAAGUACCAAAAUUAGUUGGCAUCGAUACCAUGAUUAAACAAAUACAGGCUAAUCUCCUACACAUGUCCUCUAUCUUACUUACUGGAACACAAGGAUGUGGCAAGAGUUCUCUAGCUCAAUAUAUGUGUCAAUGGCUUAGGAGAGAAGCCCUGUUUCAUACUACAUUUUUCUCCUGUAGAAAAGUGAUUGCCGACGAGGCAAGAGUUUCCACUAUUAAAGAAACACUUAACCGAGUAUUCAUGUCUGCAUCAUGGGGCGCUAGACUUGGGGGAAAAUCAAUUGUGAUACUUGACGAUCUUGAUAAACUUUGUCCAGUUGAGACAGAAUUAGAAACAAAUGAAAACACACGUUCUCGACAGAUAAGUGAAGUCAUUUGUUCGAUAGUCAGUCAAUAUUGCCGCAGAGAUAAUAAGGUGGUCUUAUUUGCCACAGCACAAGCAAAAGAAUCACUGCACAACAUCAUCAUCGGAAGACAUAUUAUACAAGACAUUUUAGUCUUAAAAGCACCAAGCAAAGAAGCAAGGGCUAAGGUGCUCGAAAUGAUCCUCAAAACUCAAGAUCCUGUCGUUGAAGAGGCUAGAUCUUUUGAUAGGCCCCGAAAUAUUCCCUGCAGUCGACCAGUAACGGCAGGUAGUAGUGAAAGUGAAUACACAAAUGCUUGGAUGGACAAUGAUAGCGUUGCAAGCUGUCCUGAUUCCUUCACGCCAAAGAAAGAUGGCUUUUAUGUGCCAUCUGAUUUUGAUUUCUUGGAUCUUGCCAGCGAUACAGAUGGAUAUAUGCCAGGAGACCUUGUAUUACUAGCCACACGUGCUCGUAGUGAGGCAAUUAUCCGAGCGGUCGCAGAAAAUCCAAAACGUACGAUAUUUACGACUGUUGAAAUACGCCGCGAAGACUUUACAAGUGCACUUAAAGGUUUCACCCCUGCUUCCCUUCGAAACGUAUCUUUACAAACAAGCACGACAACGUUUGACUCGAUUGGCGGGCUCUACACCACCCGCAAAACCCUACUUGAAACUCUCCAGUACCCUACAACCUACGCUCCUAUCUUUGCGCAGUGUCCUUUACGCCUUCGCUCUGGCCUUUUACUUUAUGGAUUUCCAGGCUGUGGGAAAACACUUCUUGCCUCUGCCGUUGCAGGUGAGUGUGGACUCAAUUUUAUAUCAGUCAAAGGCCCUGAAAUCCUGAAUAAGUACAUCGGUGCGUCAGAGAAGUCUGUGCGAGAUCUUUUUCAGCGCGCAGAAGCAGCAAAACCAUGCGUUCUUUUUUUUGACGAGUUCGACUCCAUUGCUCCUAAGCGUGGUCAUGAUUCAACAGGAGUUACAGAUCGAGUUGUGAAUCAAAUAUUGACACAAAUGGAUGGCGCCGAGGGUUUAUCGGGUGUUUAUGUGCUGGCAGCUACUUCCCGACCAGAUCUCAUUGAUCCUGCCCUACUGCGUCCAGGGCGUCUUGACAAAAGCCUAAUUUGUGAUCUUCCAAGUGAAGAAGAGCGCAUCGAUAUCUUAUUGGCUCUCAGUAAAAAAUUACGACUCAGUGAAGAAGUUUUGGAAAAUCUUCCUGAGAUAGCCAGUCGCACAACUGGGUAUUCUGGUGCUGAUCUACAGGCAAUGAUAUAUAAUUCUCACCUAGAGGCUAUUCAUGAUAUUCUUGGUAACCAGGAGGAUCUAGAUACUAGCAAAGAAAGUAAGAAAUCCUUGAAUAGAAAUACUGAUACAGUCGCGAGUGAUUUUCUUCAAUUUCGCUAUGGUCGGGAAGAGGAACGACUUGAAGUAGAAGCACAUGCCCGAUCACAAGCAACUAAAGCAAGGAUUCAUAUCGAGAAAGCAACUAUUAUGAGUAAGCUGUCAGAAAUAAAGUUUCAAAACCGACAACGGAGAAUUAAUGCUGUAUAUGAAAUAGAUCGACGUGAAACAGCACCUAAUGUGGAGAAAAAACAUGUCAUGAUAGAAUGGCAGCAUAUAGUCAAGGGCCUAAAUUCAACAAAGGCAAGUAUCAGUGUGGCAGAAAGAGAACGCCUGGCAGCAAUUUACAGAGAGUUCCUGACUGCCAGAGAUGGUGAAGUUCGGAGCGGGGAUGGCGGAAGGGAAGUUGGUGGCAGAGUGAGCCUUAUGUAG
Messenger RNA from Blumeria graminis f. sp. triticale, 3915 nucleotides. The record is from the annotation of a GenBank genome assembly. Lineage: Eukaryota; Fungi; Ascomycota; Leotiomycetes; Helotiales; Erysiphaceae.